AAAUGCGAGGGAAGGACAAGUGGGGAAAGCCAAUCCGCCGCGACAAGGGCUGCGGGCGGUUCAAUGGCGAGUCGCCGGGGGCGGGGCCAGAGGCCGGCGGAGAAGGAGGACCCGGGAGUCGGCGGCCCCGUGCUGGGAGUGCGGGGAAGGCGGUUGGGGUUCUGAAAGCUGCGCGCGAUCCUGCUCUCUCUCAGCUGCCUGUGGACAUGCGCAAAGGGCCCGCUCCUGAGUCCAGAUGAUGCUCAUGCCAAUGGCUUCAGUGAUGGCAGUGACUGAACCGAAAUGGGUCUCGGUCUGGGGCCGCUUCUUCUGGGUGACGCUGCUGAGCAUGGUGCUGGGGUCCCUGCUGGCCCUGUUGCUGCCCCUGGGGGCUGUGGAGGAGCAGUGCUUGGCUGUGCUCAAAGGCCUCUACCUGCUCAGGAGCAAACCGGACAGGGCGCAGCAUGCUGCCACCAAGUGCACCAGCCCGUCCACGGAGCUCAGCAUCACCUCCAGGGGCGUGACACUGCUGGUGGCCAAGACCAAGGCCUCUCCAGCAGGUAAGUUGGAAGCCAGAGCCGCCCUGAACCAGGCCCUGGAGAUGAAGCGCCAGGGCAAGCGGGAAAAAGCCCAAAAGCUCUUCAUGCACGCCCUCAAGAUGGACCCGGACUUCGUGGACGCACUCACCGAGUUCGGCAUCUUCUCGGAAGAAGACAAGGACAUCAUCCAGGCGGACUACUUGUACACCAGAGCAUUGACCAUCUCACCCUACCAUGAGAAAGCACUGGUCAACCGCGAUCGGACACUGCCGCUCGUGGAGGAGAUCGACCAGAGGUAUUUCAGCAUCAUCGACAGCAAAGUGAAGAAGGUCAUGUCCAUCCCCAAGGGGAACUCGGCUCUGCGCAGGGUCAUGGAGGAGACCUACUACCAUCACAUCUACCACACAGUGGCCAUUGAGGGCAACACCCUCACCCUCUCGGAAAUCAGGCACAUCCUGGAGACCCGCUAUGCCGUGCCCGGGAAGAGCCUGGAGGAGCAGAACGAGGUCAUCGGCAUGCACGCGGCCAUGAAGUACAUCAACACGACUCUGGUUUCGCGCAUCGGCUCCGUCACCAUCAGCGAUGUGCUGGAGAUCCACAGGCGGGUGCUGGGCUACGUGGAUCCCGUGGAAGCCGGCAGGUUUCGGACAACACAGGUCCUGGUCGGACACCACAUCCCUCCCCAUCCGCAGGAUGUGGAAAAGCAGAUGCAGGAGUUUGUACAGUGGCUCAACUCCGAGGAUGCCAUGAACCUGCACCCAGUGGAGUUUGCAGCCUUAGCCCAUUAUAAACUCGUUUACAUCCACCCUUUCAUUGAUGGCAACGGGAGGACCUCCCGUCUGCUCAUGAACCUCAUCCUCAUGCAGGCGGGCUACCCGCCCAUCACCAUCCGCAAGGAGCAGCGGUCCGAGUACUACCACGUGUUGGAAGCUGCCAACGAGGGCGACGUGAGGCCUUUCAUUCGCUUCAUCGCCAAGUGUACUGAGACCACCCUGGACACCCUGCUUUUUGCCACAACUGAGUACUCGGUGGCACUGCCAGAAGCCCAACCCAACCACUCUGGGUUCAAGGAGACGCUUCCUGUGAAGCCCUAACCCUAGAAAUCCUCCCUCAGUGACACAGGCUGUCCUGAGGUAGGAAAAAAAAAAAGAAACAGCAUUUCUAGAAACCUAGUCACUUCCUAAAGCAAAAGGAGAAACAUUCUUUACCUCCAAAUGUUUUAGUUUAAAAAAAAAAAAAAAAAAAAACUAAGUUAUGAAGCCUUGUCUCUAAAAUAACUUAUAAUUCAACCAAGCUAUUUAUUUUCUUCUUUGGAGCAAGCUAGUCAGUGUUGUGUGGUGUCUGCUGUGUCUUGCUGGUGGCCGCGCUUUAGGGGCAACAGUGCCACCGUGUGACCAGAACACACGGUGUUCUGGAGCAGAAUUUGCACUAAGGUGGAGGAGCGGCCAGGAGGUGUGGGAUAGGGCCCAGAGCCACUGACAUAACUCCUCCAAGUGCUUCUCUGAAACAGGCUGAGAGGUUCUGUGACUGCAACUGGGAAGUCAGACCCAAGUCGCAGCUGAGAGAAAUGGUUGAAAGCUCACUUUCUCAAGGUUUAGAUUAGUGGUGACUAACUUCCAAGCAAACUUCAUAGAAGAGAAAAUGAAUGCCGACAUUCCUUACCUCCAGGAAGACUUUUUGAGCCAUAGUUUGCAAACUUUAGUGCCAGCGGCUGUUUUUUUUUUUCCCAUAUUGAGACUAUUUUUCUAAUUAAGAAUCGGGGGUAGCCAUAAAAAGCUGUAUGUUAGAGGGGGAAACAUGGCAGGUGGGCAGUUUGGUUUUGUGUAUCGGCGUUUCUCUCACACUUCAUUUGUAGCAAUUCAGGCCAGAUGUUUUCGUCUAAAAUUCUCUAGGCUUGUCAUUCCACCUGUAUCGUGCUGCAAACCAGGUGUUAUGCUAGUAGGCAUCUGCCCUCACCCCUCUGCCUGAGUUUUCUGUAGGCAGAUGUUAACCUGAGAAAACAAGUGCCACGUGGACACCAAGUAAGCAUUUUUGAUAAUGAAUUAGAGCACCAGUUUCUACUGAACGGAGCAAAAACCUUCAGCCAUGGCCAGGCUGCAUGCCUUUGGUCCUGGAGUUUCAUCUACUUACUGCCUGGACCCCCUUUCCACAGCCUUUGCACUGUCCCAUGUCCCAUCCCCCUGGGUAGGCAGAAGAGAUUGCCUCGGAGUGGCCUUAUUUUUCUCGCAACUUGUGAAAUGAUGCAGUGCUAUAUGUAAUAUGGCUGAGUUUCCAAGCUGUCAUCCAAUGGAAGUAGAAUCUUCUCUUUCAAUCAUAUGGCACAGGUGCCAAUAUGACUGCUGCUAUUUAGAGUCAGAGUGGUGGAAGUCACUGGGUCCCUUUCCCAGUGACAGAGCCCAUGAUGUCUAACACUGUACUGCACUUUGUCAGUGUGUGAGUGACGGUGAAUACACAGUGCUGUCUCUUUGAUUUGGUAAUUCCAUUCCUGACAGUAAUGAGGCCACUGCUCUAAAGUAGUUUAUACAGUUCUUCAGUUGUAUAAAUAGCACAGAGUAGUUUUUGAAAGGUUAAGAAAAAUAAGUGAAAAGAUAUAUACGAUAUAUGAAAUGGCUCCAAAUGAUAAUUAUUCAAACCUUUAUAAAAUAUGUUUUCAUACUCUUACGCUGCCAGAGGUACUUCUUAAAACUCUUCUCGUCUUGGUUUUAUAAGCACACCAAGGAGGUCUGACAGAUGUGCUUGCUUCUACUAUAGAGCAAGAGAAUUUGCACUUUAGCUAUAUGUGAAGGAUAUUAUUUUAACAAGUUCCUGAUUCUAAUAAAGUUAUUUUAUUACAUGAA
Messenger RNA from Nomascus leucogenys (northern white-cheeked gibbon), 3355 nucleotides. It is a transcript of the gene FICD, whose product is annotated as FIC domain protein adenylyltransferase. The record is from RefSeq and is a predicted model, not a curated record. Gene Ontology annotation, molecular function: protein binding. Lineage: Eukaryota; Metazoa; Chordata; Mammalia; Primates; Hylobatidae.